CUGUAGAGUGAGAUAGAUAAGGGGGUCGCUCGAUCACAGCGACGCUUGUGACUAAAAUUUAAAAUGUGCCGUGCUUCAAAACCACGUCUACCCCCACCGCUGAAAAUUGGGCGAGUUGCAAGACCUGUAUGUAAGACCGAGAGUCCGGCCAACGGUGGGCCUCUUACUAAUUGGCUCCGCCAUUUUGAGGGCUCUUUCCAGAAUAGGAUGUGUGUGUGUGUGAAUACGUAUAUGGAAGCAUUCGCAUUGUGUAGUGUGCGUAGUGAUAACGGCAAAGAGUGAGGUUCAAUGAGAUUCAACAGUUAUCUGCAGUUGACCAAUCAAGGAACAAGAAGAAGAAGAGUUGUCUAAAAGUGGGAAAUGUUCAUGUAAUUAAAAUGCCCCGAUGUGCAGCAUGUCCCAAUAGAUCAGGAAAGGGUGUAAAGGUGAGUUAUUUCCCUCAAGAUGAAGUUGUUCAGAACAUGUGGAUACAGGCAUUGAACAAAAAGAAUUGGACACCAACUAAGCAUGCAGUUCUAUGCGAAUAACAUUUUGCACCUGAAAUGUGGGAGAAGGUACGAGAAGAUGGAACGAAGAAGCUGAAGCGAAAUGCAGUGCCCACAACAUUCAAUAGAGCAACUGGUUUGGUCAAAGAUAAGAUUCCGUCGCAAGAGUACAGGAUGGAGCAUAAGGGCACCCAUAUAGACAACAUGGCUCCAGUCGUUGAAGAUGACAAUCCAGAUCAAAAUGUUUCUGUAGUACCGUCAAUCAAAAUCGAAAAUGAAGAAAAGCAGGAUGAGCCAGAAGCGGAACGGAAAGAAGUGGAAUUAGAAACUGAGAUGGAUAGAAAAGUUUCAGAGAAUUGUAAUAGCGAGGAAGAGUUGGAACAAGAGAAAGAUUUAGAAAGUCUGCCACAGGAUUGUGAAAGUAAAAUUCUAGGUAGUCAUCCCAAUUACCAGCAGUUGAAGAAAAUGUACGAGAAAAGUGAAAAUUUGCGAAGAAUUAUGAAGAAAAAACAUAAGGAAACGAUAAGAAAACUACAAAGAAGAAUAAAGCAGCUCGAACAGGAAGUACGUGUAAGUGAUCAACGCACGAGUUACAUUAAAAAGUUAUUAAACGAUGAUCAAGUCGAAGUAUUGAAUAGGCAAAUGAAAAAAGUAUGUAAAUGGUCUGAUGCUACUCUAGUCUUAGGAUAUAAGUUAAAAUUUUCGUGUGGAAAUACUGGCUAUUCUACUUUGAUAAAAGAAGGAUGGCCUCUCCCCUCUAUAAGAACACUAAGAAGAAAAGUAGAGAACUGGAAAUAAUAACAAUUACUCAGAUGUAUUUUGAACAUUUCUUUUACACAAUAAAAAUGGAUCAUCUUAAUAAGA
Molecule: messenger RNA, 1349 nt
Organism: Cephus cinctus (wheat stem sawfly)
Lineage: Eukaryota; Metazoa; Arthropoda; Insecta; Hymenoptera; Cephidae
Exons: 4
Coding region: 543-1283 (246 amino acids)
Source: RefSeq, a predicted model, not a curated record